CUGUCUUGCUAUUUUAUGUUUUUACUUCCGUGAUGCUUCUUAUCUUGGCCAUGCAUGUCUUGCGCUCAAUGCACCAAAUCUGUACCAGUGCUAACCAAGUAGAUUUACCAUUGUAUAUGCUAGACCAGAUAAGGAAGGGAGGACAUCAACUGAAAGAUUUAAACCUUUUAGUUGGGAUUAUGUGAACUUUCUUAUAUGUAAAUAUUUUGGCUUGCCCAAAAUGUUCCAUGCUUUAUCUUCUCUCCUUAUAAGGUGUUUUUACAGGAGGAACAUGAACAACUUUAAAACCUGAAGAAGGAAAGCCGCUGAAACCUGAAGGAUUUGUCAGGUUGUUAGCAGGUUUGGUUGUUGACCCAUUUUGGCUUGUUGGAAGUCCAUGUUCCAACCUCAGCAGCGGGCUCAUGUUUCUUGGAAUGUGUGAAAUGGGAUGACUGGCUGUAGCAUACCUAACUCACUUCACAAGGUAGUGUGUGGAUCUCCUCUGUGUUGGCAGUUCGUAGCAGCUUGUUUGCACUGUUUCUAUUUGUGACCUCUAUCCAUGGUCUGCUGUGUCAUCUUAUCAAUGUGGAUACAUCUUGCUCGGAGAUUUUUUUUCUCUGUUUUUGAGUUUCUGUAGAGCGUACGGUCGGAGCCAUGUUGUCGUGGGGUUUUCCGACACCAAGGCUUCUUGAAGACUUGCUGAAAGUUCUUUCUUGUUUCUCCUGCAGGUGCAUGCACAACUCAAGGAAUUCUAGGUUCCUCAGUUGUCAGAGUCAGCAAGCAUAGUACCCGGGACAAGUUUAUGGUUGAUGCUAUAAAGCAUCUCUGCUUAUAUUAGUAUUCUUCCUUACUGUGUUGAUACUGUAGGCUAAAGUGCUGUUGUUGAGUGAAUGCUGUCAGUGCUUGAGUGAUUGUGUUUGGUUCCAAGAAACAUGAAGCUGAAGCUUGCAGGUCCUCCCUUCCACAGGAUUGUUAGUAGUGGGCAGUCAGCCUGCAUGAACCUGCCAUGUUAACAGGGCUUUUUUGUUUCUCUUUCUUCUUUUUCUCUUGUUUGUUGCCACAAAGAUCAGAUGGUAGAACGAACGCGAGGUUUGACGUAUGACGUUGGGUGACGCCCGCCAAUGCGGCGAACAGCGGGCAACACAACAGCUCCAAUCCACCGCCAUGCCACUCCACAUCUUAGGAGAUGGUGAGGGAAAAGGAAAGGCCCCUGGGCUACCACCACUGACCAAAGACCAACAAGAGGCAGUGACAAAGGCAAAGAAAUAUGCUAUGGAGCAGAGUAUCAAAAGUGUGCUGGUCAAGCAGACCAUUGCACAUCAGCAGCAGCAAAUGACCAACUUACAGAUCGCAGCCCAGAGACAAAGAGCCCUGGCCCUCAUGUGCAGAAUCUAUGUUGGAUCCAUCUACUACGAGUUGCGGGAGGAUACUCUGAAGCAGGCCUUUAGUCCGUUUGGUCCCAUCAAGAACAUCGACCUGUCGUGGGACCCCCUGACCAUGAAACACAAGGGCUACGCUUUUAUUGAGUACGAGAUCCCUGAAGCUGCCCAGCUGGCUCUGGAGCAGAUGAACGGGGUCAUGUUAGGUGGCAGAAAUAUCAAGGUUGGUCGCCCUAGCAACAUGGCGUCGGCUCAGCCAAUAGUAGAUCAGCUUGUAGAGGAGGCCAAGCAUUACAACCGCAUAUACGUUUCCUCAGUGCACCCCGACCUUGCGGCUGAUGACAUAAAGAGUGUGUUUGAGGCAUUUGGGAAGAUUAAAUCUUGUGAGCUGGCACCAGAUGCAGUCACUGGAAAACACAAAGGUUAUGGGUUUCUAGAGUAUGAAAAGCCACAGUCUGCACAGGACGCCAUUGCAUCAAUGAACCUAUUUGACCUGGGAGGGCAGUACCUUAGAGUAGGAAAGGCUGUCACACCUCCCAAACAUGCGCUGAAUCCACAGUUACAGAUCUCGUCCCCAGCCGGCCCAGGUGGGCUCCCACCAGCAGCUGCCGUUGCUGCUGCAGCCGCUACUGCCAAAAUUACCGCCCUGGAAGCUGUGGCCAGUACGGCAGCUGUCGUAUCAGGCGUACAGCCAGGGGUGAGUACCAUCAGCUCGACGUCACAGCUUCUCUCCCAGUCGAUGCCAGGUCAGCCUGGCCUGUCCAUUCCUGCGCCAGGGUUAGUGCAACUCCCUCAACCUGUCAUGGCAUCAUCUGCACCAGGCCUCAUUACAGGUGUUACCCCCAUGAAGCCAGCUGUAUCAGCCACAGCCACGGCAGGACCAGCUAACGAGGAGCAGAGAAAAAAGGUUGAAGAUGACCUGCCACAGACCCUGGGUCAGCAGGAGAACCUCUCCAUCUCAGGCAGCAAUGCCCGCCACAUGGUCAUGCAGAAGCUUCUCAGAAAAUCAGAAUCUAAUGUGAUGAUCCUAAGAAACAUGGUUGGGAUUGAGGACCUGGAUGAUGAGCUGGAGGGGGAAGUGACAGACGAGUGUGGCAAGUAUGGCCAAGUCAACAGGGUCAUCAUCUACCAGGAGAGACAAGGCGAGGAGGAAAAUGCAGAUGUCAUUGUCAAAAUAUUUGUGGAGUUCUCUGAAUCUUUCGAGGCAGAACGAGGUGUCCAAGCCCUGAAUGGCCGGUGGUUUGGUGGCAGAAAAGUCUCAGCAGAGUUGUAUGAUCAAUUGAAGUUUGAUUCACAGGAUCUGUCAGGGUAGCUAUGAGCACAUCAUGGACAAAUACAAUAGAUAUCGGUGAAAGGCACUAUCAACAUUAUCUCAAAGCCAUUGAGAAUAGGCUAACAUAUCCCAAUAUUUCUGGUUGUUACUCCGAUCACGUAGAGGUUUUGAAUUUUACUUGUCUCAGUCUUUGACCAAGUGUGCAAUUAACGAGGACUCCCACAAAACAUAUAAACAUAUACUAUGCAUAUAUACUCUUGCCAGUGGCUGCUGUCGAGCCGACGGUGAAUCGUACAUCUGUAUAUCAUGUAACUUACAGCUGGCAACUCUCCACAGUAACCGAGAGGCCUAGGU
Messenger RNA from Branchiostoma belcheri (Belcher's lancelet), 2985 nucleotides. RefSeq names its product poly(U)-binding-splicing factor PUF60-like. Bases 1078 to 2670 code for a protein of 530 amino acids. NCBI's taxonomy places the organism in Eukaryota, Metazoa, Chordata, Leptocardii, Amphioxiformes, Branchiostomatidae. Gene Ontology annotation, cellular component: catalytic step 2 spliceosome; precatalytic spliceosome. The transcript is spliced from 13 exons. Gene Ontology annotation, molecular function: RNA binding. Gene Ontology annotation, biological process: alternative mRNA splicing, via spliceosome; regulation of alternative mRNA splicing, via spliceosome; mRNA splice site recognition. The record is from RefSeq and is a predicted model, not a curated record.